Acanthoscelides obtectus is the source of this 1362-nucleotide messenger RNA. NCBI's taxonomy places the organism in Eukaryota, Metazoa, Arthropoda, Insecta, Coleoptera, Chrysomelidae. The record is from the annotation of a GenBank genome assembly.
CUGAAACGACUUAAGUUUAUAAGCACCUUUAUAACUUGAAAUGGUAUUAAUUACUGAACUGGUUCUUCUCACUGUCGCUAUUCUAGUGUCUGCUACAGGAGCUUUGAUGGCCCUCAUAGUGAAUUUCGUACUGCCAGAUUACUUUUGGGACGAAGCGAAGGCUGGAUAUAAUCCCUUUCCAACUGUGCAAGGGGAAAAUUGGGAUGAAUUUGAAAAAAAGUGGAUGGCUGUGGGAAGAAAUCCAGGUGUCAUCGAAUCAUACCCAUUCUUGGUAUCCAUAUCUUCAUAUUACUUGGACAGUAAGAAGCAUUGUCUAUUCCUUUGCACAGGAGCCCUUGUAGACAGCUCCAAUGGAGUUGCCGUAUACACUGGUUCCGGAUGCCAUUUAGGAAACCAUAGGAAUAUAGUGGUUCGAGGAUCCAGUAAUUAUUUUUGGAAAGGGGGAAACGUUUCAAAAAUUACGUCGGUUCGAAGUCAGGGUGGCUGGCAUGUUAUGAAGAUAAAAGACAAGGUUGGAGCGCCGGCAGCUUUAGAUCUAACAAUGGUUAGGAAAAAGAUUAUUCCAACCGAUGCAACUCUGCAUUCGCUAGGAUGGGGAGCCGAAAUAAAUCCAAAUGUUGAUAUAAUAGGGGACGACACAUUCUAUGAGGAGAUCUGGGGAAUGAAAAGGGAUGCAGUGUGCCGAAAUGCAAAGUCUAUGUGCAAUUAUUACUUUUCCUCCCAUCACAUUAGCAGUUUUUUCAUUGAAGCUAUGGAUGACACUCUUACAUGUUGCUAUGAAGGUUACAUUGUGCAUACAGAAGAGCGUGAUACAAAGCGAGCCCAUAGUGAACUGACUGGAAAGCCGUUAGUUUACAUAGACUCUAAGGGUAAACCUACUGUUAUUGCUAUGCAAUAUAAGACUGCUGUCAGCGUCAACGAAACUAUUGGCUAUUACACAGUGUUUCGAGCAAUCGGUCCUAACUUUAAUGAAGCUGGCAACACUCCAGCCAUUGAUGAUGAAAUAGAAAAGACAGAAAGCGGAAAGAUAGGAGACCAGUUAAUCGUCACUAAAAUAUACAGGGUUCAGAAUACUAAAAAAUACUUUUUGCAGUGGUUCAGAUAUUCUGGCGCUAAAUUCGGAGAACAAUUUCCACAACAAUGGCAGAAGGUGGAAAAUCCAUGGACAAAUGGCACAGCGGAAAUGCACACCGAAGCUGAAGAUGAGCUGCAGAAAAAAAGACUAGCACCGACUUCCUCUCUGACGUGACCAGGCGAGUAUAACUACUUGGUGACGCAACAAUCUAGUAGAUUACUGUAUCUUGACUAACAAGAAGCGCCCCAACGUUAAUGCGGUUUCGAUGGAUGGCCAAGCUCUACCCA